This is a messenger RNA of Galleria mellonella (greater wax moth), 1367 nucleotides long. RefSeq lists its product as uncharacterized. Lineage: Eukaryota; Metazoa; Arthropoda; Insecta; Lepidoptera; Pyralidae. Bases 332 to 787 code for a protein of 151 amino acids. The record is from RefSeq and is a predicted model, not a curated record. The transcript has 3 exons.
GCGACCGGACCAAACCUCAGUCCUCCUCGAACGCCACUAUAGUGCACGUGUUCUCGCGCUCAAUCAGUGCCGGCAAAGAAACAGUUGAAUUUUUUAUAUUAAAAAAAACCGUGCUGUGUUUUUAUCUUUUAUCAAUUACAUCUUUGGAUUUUUUUGUUUUCCUGUCCAGGCAUUUGGGGCAACAGUCAGAUUGUCAUCUCUCAGCUCUUGCUCUAUUACAUAACAUCCGCCAUUUUGAAGAUUCAGAAUAAGUCUGCGCCAUAUGAAUUAGGAUUCAUGAUGAGGUGUCUGUGAUACUGUCCUGUAGGCGUGAGCUGCGCCAGCUUCCAAGAUGACGUCGGAGAGGGCCAUUCCACACCUUCGGGACAUUUUUGGCCUCAAUCAACAAUAUGACGCCAAGAGCUUUGACGAUAACGACGACAAAAACAAAAAGCCUAAGAAGAAAAAGGAAGACUACCGCUCUUACGCCAACGGAGAUGUGAAAACAUUGGAAAGACACCUGAGCAUGAAGAAGACUAUACGGAAAAAGAUCAUGCGCGACCUUCAGCAGGCGUUCGUUGAAGACCCUAACGAGUUUAAGGUCGAAAACACGAGCCCCGAGAAGCUGAAAGCAGAGCUCAGUGCCGAAGCUGUUAAGAUCGAGAAAAACGUACGGAAAAACGAUCCGACGUUCCUGGACAUGUUGCGAGGGGAGACAAGAGGCGAGGAGGCGCGGGAGGAGCAGCCUCCCGCCGAGAAGACCAGUUUCUGGCGGCGUCUCACCAUGAAGAAUAAAAACAAGAGAUAAAGUUACGUCAGUUAGCCGGGAAACACAUUGCUCCGUUACAUCUGAUUCCUAUGUCUUCGACGUCGCGUGUUUCUAUGUCAAUUAGAAUAUAUACCUGUAUUUCUACAAUUCGAUUAUUCUUCGAUAAUUUUGGCUACACUACGACUGACAUACUUAAUGUUGUAGCCAAUGUAAUAAUUGCAUAAUACUAUGUCAUACGAUAUUUUACAUAAAACUGGAACCUAGUUAUAAGAGACCAAGUAUAAUAUACACACAUAAUAAUAGCUUUUGAAAGAUUUUUCUGUAUACUUAUAUACUAUAUUACUGAAAUAAAACAAUAAAUGCUAAGCUUAUAGUUAAGUUUGUAAGAUUGUUUGAUGGGAACGGAGUAACGUGUUAUUAAUAUCAUCGGCCAUUGUUACUUAUAAAUAAAAAGAUAUCUCGUUCUACAUGUGAUGUAACGUUAAGUUGACUAAGUUAGUUUAAGUACAUUAGAUACUAGGCUAAAUAUUUCGUAAGCAUCAUUGUGUAAUUUAGGCUCGUGGUAAUUUCUUGUUGUGACAAUUUAUUAUAAUUCAAUAUAGAUAAUUUUACACACUCA